UUUCUUUUUUAUCUUCGUUCGUUGCUUUAUUUUCCUCUCACGAUCUAGUGCUUCUCCGAGAUUAGGUUACCCCUCGAGAGACGCCGUCGCCGUCCCUCGCCGCGAGACGCUGUUCCUCGUCGCGCGCCGCCAGCCUCCGUCGUUCGCCACCAUCCUGUGGGCACCGCCGCUGGACGCCGUACCUCGCCACCAGUCUGUGGGCACCGCCGCAAAACGCCGUCCGGUGAUUGAACUGUGAUCUGAGAUCGGUCUGAGCUUCGCUUCACUGAAUCCGACAUUCCCCAGCAAUGGAAGAAAAUGGCGGUGAUGAUCAGCUAUACAUUCCCCAAGUUACAGAUAAUCAAAAGCCAAAAAUUGGGAUGAAAUUCUCAUCACUAGAGGAGGCAUAUUCGUUCUAUAACCAAUAUGCACGAGAAGCUGGAUUUAGUGUAAGGAUAAACAAUAGCAAGAAAAAUAAGAUGACAAAUGAAGUUGUUUGGAAAAAAUUUGUAUGCUUUAAAGAAGGACAUACAGAUCAAAUGCGGUGGAAUAAACAUGCAAAAGGUGAUCAACGAAUAAGGGAAAGAGCACGUGGUGAAGUUAGAACUGGUUGUAAGUCAAAUAUUUCACUUGUCAAGGAACAAACUGGAUCUAUUUGGGUUGUCACUAACUUCAUAGAAGACUAUAAUCAUCCACUCUCGACUCCUUCAAAGGUGCAUUUGCUACGCUCACAUCGUAACAUUUCGACGACAAAGAAAGAAUUGAUUCAACAGUUUUCAGAGGCUAAUAUGUCAACUUGUCAACCAAUGCAAUUAUUGGAGAUAGAGUAUGACGGACCUGAGCGGGUAGGUUGCACAGAAAAUGAUAUUGAAAACUUUGAGAAAGAACUAAGGGAUGAACAAAAGGAUAUCGAUGUUGAAACACUGAUUGAGUUUUUUGCAUCUGAGAAAGAGAAGAAUUCAACUUUUUUCUUUGAUUACGAGAUGGAUUCAGAUAACAGAUUUAGUAAAUGUUUUUGGGCGGAUCAUGUGUCAAGGAGGGCGUAUAGUGUAUUUGGUGAUGUAGUUGUAUUUGAUACAACAUAUAACACCAACAAAUAUGGAUUGAUUUUUGCACUAUUUGUAGGAGUUAAUCAUCAUCAUCAAACAACUGUUUUUGGUUGUGGAUUCUUAAGUGAUGAGAAAACUGAGUCUUUUGUUUGGUUGUUUAAAAAGUUCAUAGAAGCCUUGCCUAAAGGUCCACCAAACAUGAUCAUCACUGAUCACGAUCCUGCUAUGACGAAAGUCAUUGCACAAGUUUUUCCUCAAACAGUGCAUCGAUAUUAUUUGUGGCAUAUAUUGAACAAAUUCUCAGAUAAAUUACACCCAAUGACUUUUCAAAACUACUAUCAAAGUAUGAUGAAUGUCAUUAUAAAUUCUACAACAGUUGAUGAAUUUGAGAAGUCAUGGGAAGAGGUUAUCAAGUGUGCUAACUUGGAAAAAAAUGAUUGGUUGUUGUUGAUGUAUGAAUUGCGACACAAGUGGGUGCCAGUAUAUUUUGGACAUGUAUUUUGUGCUGGAAUGUCAAGUAGUCAAAGAUUUGAAAGCUCACAUUCAUUUUUCAAGAGGUAUGUCUCAAAUAAGAACUCAUUAAUAGAUUUUAUUACCCGUUUCAAUAGGGCACUGAGGCACCAAAGACAUAGUGAGUUAGUUGCUGAUCAUAUUGAUAUGAAUGAGCAUCCUGAGAUUAAGACAAACUGGCCAAUGGAAACUCAAAUGGUUAAGCUGUAUACAAAAAAGAAAUGGAUGGAGUUUCAAAGUGAAAUGAGUGAAAGUCAUGGCUAUUAUGUACAACAAGCAUCUAUAGGAGUUGAGUUAAUGGUUUAUCAUGUGAUGAAUUUUCAAAGUUGUUCUUCCUCCAAACCAAGAGUGCUCACUCAUGACAAAGAGAAAGAUUACAUAUCCUGUAGCUGUAAGAAAUUUGAGUUCGAGGGUAUUCCAUGUAGGCAUAUGUUAGCUUAUUUUCGUAUCAAUCAAGUAUUUCAUUUGCCUGAUAAGUAUAUACUCAAACGAUGGACACGAAAUGCAAAGGCUGGAGCAAUGUAUGCUUUGUGGAAGCAAAAUUUCAUUGAUGAUCCAGAAAGGUUUUUGACGUCAAGACACUCGAAGUUAUCUUAUAAAGUUUCAGUAUUAAUUGAUGAUGCAUCUUUGACUGAUGAGGGAACAAACUUCUUGAAUGAACAAUUCGAUUGUAUCUACAACAAAAUUCAAGAGAUGAACAUUAGUAGAACAUGCGGCAAUGGAAGUCAAAGGAAGAAUUCCAUGGAUGAGGCUCCUAAUAUUAUCGAUCCUUCUUCAGUAAGAACAAAAGGAUGUGGAAAAAGAUUGAAAUCAUCAAAGGGGAAGUCAAUCUCAAAGUCCAGGUUAUGUCGUGGAUGCGGACAUCGAGGCAUGUCACAUGACAAGCGUAACUGUCCAAUCUUGCAGCAAGGAUCAAUUAUAAAUCAUCAUAACAGUGAUGGCGACACAUCUAAAGAAGAUUUGGCAUCUAUAGCUGGUUCUAACAACAUGUGUGAGGAUGAAUGAAGGUUUAGCCAACAACCAAGAUUAGUAAACAACAAAUUACACGAUCUCCAAAUCAGAUGACAAAAGUUUGACUCAAAAGAU
This is a messenger RNA of Zingiber officinale, 2624 nucleotides long. Its product is annotated as protein FAR1-RELATED SEQUENCE 5-like. The record is from RefSeq and is a predicted model, not a curated record. Bases 288 to 2543 code for a protein of 751 amino acids. Gene Ontology annotation, molecular function: zinc ion binding. NCBI's taxonomy places the organism in Eukaryota, Viridiplantae, Streptophyta, Magnoliopsida, Zingiberales, Zingiberaceae. The transcript is spliced from 5 exons. Gene Ontology annotation, biological process: regulation of DNA-templated transcription.